Schizosaccharomyces japonicus yFS275 is the source of this 531-nucleotide messenger RNA. Its product is annotated as meiotically upregulated Mug117. Bases 1 to 531 code for a protein of 176 amino acids. The record is from RefSeq and is a predicted model, not a curated record. The transcript has a single exon. Lineage: Eukaryota; Fungi; Ascomycota; Schizosaccharomycetes; Schizosaccharomycetales; Schizosaccharomycetaceae.
AUGCUACUGAAACUAUCCCUCUUUUCUUGGCUUCCUUUUCUUCCGUUUUUGCAAGCAAGUCCGUUGCCAGAUAGUGGUUCCUCGGUUCAUACGGACUCUUCGUCUAUGUCAUCAAUUGCAAAGCGGGGCAUGUUUAACUUCUUAGGCUAUGAUAACUCCGUCGCACCGAAUGACUGUAAAGGUUCAUUCCUUUGUCCAAUGUUACGUGGGGAAUCUAGAGCAUGCCCCAAUGCUUACAUGCAAUAUAAUGCAUCUCUGAUAUACCACGGCUAUACGUCUUAUGCUUCGCAUUGGUGCACAGCCAUCUACAGAUGCGAAAAUGACAAUUAUCCAAGUCGCACAGGUCGAGACAUUAUUGAUGAGUUUGAUCAAUUAAACUUGCAAUGCUCUGCUUGUGGAACAAGAUACUUCAGCGAUGACUUGGAAGGGACUCGUUGCUCAGUAACCUUAAAUUACUGCUACCCAAAAUGCACCAGUGUUAUCCCAGAAACAACGGAGUAUGAAUAUAAAGAGCCUGUUCGCGACUGGUAA